GCUAUUGCCACUGCUAUCGCUCACUCACUUUUGUCAUUUCUUGGCGCUUGUUUCUCUUUUGUACCCUGUCGUUGAACUUGCCUAACAACCUUGGGGGGACAGUCCGUGGCGGAACCUCAAGCGGUGAUGCUACCAGUGCACCAUGACCCCGCUCUUCCGACUCACUAAUGCGCUAUUGACUACCGUUACUCUUCUGUCUGCAUGUCUGGCAGAGAAGCUUGCACUCAGAAAUGUAAUCCAGGAGAGAAAGCUUUCUUUGGAUCCAAUCGAACAAUACCACUUUCUUCCGCCCGUACAAACCUCACACGGCAACGGAGCUAAUGAAGAGCUCGAGCUGCUUGACAUAUGCCUCGUUGCGUCUGUGGAUGGAAAGUUUCAUGCAUUGAACCGAUCAUCCGGCCAGGUGCUGUGGUCGAUGGGCGCAUCAACUGGGACGGAAUUUCCUUCUGCACUUGCACCACUCAUCCGCACACAACAUGUUGAUCCAGAUCCAGUGCACGAUGGCAGUGAAUCUAAGGAGCUUUAUAUUAUCGAGCCUCAGUCAGGAGAUAUAUAUGUUCUUCCAAAGGAGGAUGAGCCAUUGCAACGAUUGCCUUUCUCUAUGACACAGCUAGUGGAUAUGUCGCCAUUCUACUUUUCGGGCGACGACGAACACCGCGUCUUUGUCGGAAAGAAGCAAACGUCGCUGCUAAUUCUUGAACUAGAAAUCGGCCGUUUGAAGGGUACUAUAAAUGCGGACUCUGAAUGUCCUUGGGAUCCGUUUGGUGAUUUGGAUAAGGAGCAACAGUCAAGUGCGGAGGUGGAUUUGGACGAGCUAGACGGCACGAAGCCACCGAAAGUGAUGCCAGUGUCCACCGAGAUUCUCAUUGGCAGGACAGAUUAUCAUGUUUCAAUCCAAACUCGACCUCGCAAUCCUUCCGAGCCUCGACCACCAGUUCAGAAUCUGACAUUCUCAACUUACGGGCCAAACAAUCAAGACUUGCCUAUGCAGGCGACAUACAGACGAACUCCGGACGAUACAUACAUACAGUCGACGGCAGCGGGCGAAAUCAUGUCUUUUCGGACGUCAAGUGAACGGUCCGAUUCGUUGCCAAUCUGGGGAAUGACGUUCAAGAGUCCCAUCGUCGCCGUGUUCGAUAUUUUGCAGGCGCCGGACCGACAAAGCCCUAUGGCUUUGCUACAGCCUCAACCUCGUCUGCAGGACUUCAUCCCCAACUUUUCGAGUGGGUCGAACUUAGAUGUUGGCCAGACGUACAUCGGAAUGAUCUCCGAAAACCGUGCGCUCUAUGCGCUUAGCCCUGCGCACUUCCCGCUUGCCGUCUUCGCUCCAGACAACUAUAGAUUUGUGGAAAAGAAACGUCUGAGAACAAUUGAUGCUCCUCCUGGCUACAUGCCAGAGCCCGGAGAUGGUGGACGUGACUUCCCACUUAGUGUUGAUGACGUGACUCGUCUUUUGAAGGAUCGAGCACGAUGUGCUAAUGGGAAGUGGGACCGAUCGUGCGUCGUUGGUGCCCGGCCUGUUGCUGCUGCAGACCAAAGCCGCCUUAGUCGCCUUCUGCCCGACCGCCCAUACGAGCCAGAGGCUCCGAAAGUCCAUGACAAUCCACCUCAGUUUGGCUCAGGGAGUCUGGGGAAUGAAAGUCAACUAGUCCAUGAGAACGAACAGAUAGGAGAUGGACUUGCUCGACAGGCAAGAGCUUUUGGUGGAAGUGUAAUGGCACUUGUCAUUUUCUUCCUUGGAAUUUAUUAUCUCUCACGAAAGGCAAGAAAUGGGAGGGAGGGCGAAAAGACGUCGAUUAGUUCUUCCGGCUCCUUUAAACAAGACGAACCAUUCGAACGACUUAACGAGCUUGCAGAAGGUGGUGUGAAGGUUGUAGACUUUGCAGAGUCUAAACCGCUUCCCGCUCUCCCUGAACUGGCAUCCGAUGGGCCAGUUAGUCCACCCUCGACGAACUCGGACGACUUUGUCAUCGUUCCUCCAGCUCAAAUUCCUGCGAUAUCUGAGAUGCUGCCGUCAAGUAAACCUAAAGCGGCCGAGGCUAUUGGGGAUGGCGAUGGCGAUGACGAUAGUGGUCACGAGGGAGACAACGCAGCUGUUCCAGGCCGAAAGAAGGUGACAAGACGAAGAAAGCGAGGAAAGAAGAAUAAGGGGAAUGCUGUUGUAAACGGUGCAGAUGAUGAAGGAGAAAAUAACUGCGAAGAAAAUGUGGCUCAGGAAGGACCUACACUUACGGCUCCACCAUUAACGCCAUCCCCCUCUAUGCGAGGUUCCCAAUCGCAACAACUCGUAGUGUCUGACGAGGUGUUAGGGUAUGGCUCGCAUGGCACCGUUGUCUACCGUGGUUCGUUGCAGGGACGUCCGGUAGCAGUCAAGCGCCUACUGCAAGAUUUCGUGACGCUCGCCUCUCGAGAGGUGAUGAUCCUGCAGGAAUCCGACGACCAUCCAAACGUCAUUCGCUAUUACUAUCAAGAGUCGCAUGCAAACUUCCUUUACAUAGCCCUAGAGCUCUGUCCUGCGUCUUUGGCGGAUGUCAUAGAGCAUCCAGACUUACAUCGCGAGUUAUCAAAUGCAUUCGAUCCGAAACGCGCACUUCAACAGAUUGCGUCUGGGAUGCGGCACCUACACGCUUUGAAGAUCGUGCACCGUGACAUCAAGCCGCAAAACAUUCUCAUUUCAUCUGCAAAGCGUGGUGCGGGUGCGAUGGCUGGACAUCGGAUGCUGAUAUCCGACUUUGGGCUAUGCAAGCGACUAGAAGUUGACCAAACGAGUUUCUUGCCUACAGCUCAUGGCGCAGGUGCCGCUGGGACUGUGGGUUGGCGAGCGCCCGAAAUUCUUCGUGGAGAUGUCAACCUUGACGAGCCAACCGUAGAUGAUUCGACACAGUCAUCACGAGGUAGUAGUGUCGGUACUGCUACGAACGGAACUGUGCCCAAGCCGACUAGAUUGACGAAGGCAGUUGAUAUCUUUGCACUCGGCUGCCUCUUUUACUACAUCCUAACAAGUGGUGGACAUCCAUUUGGCGAUCGUUACGAGCGAGAAGCAAAUAUUCUCAAAGAUACUAAAUCGCUCUCUGCUUUGGAGUCAUUCGGUGAAGAAGGCCUAGAAGCAAUAGAUCUUAUCUCAUUUAUGUUAGACCCUGACCCUUCGAAGAGACCGGACACAUCAACUUGUCUUACCCAUCCAUUCUUUUGGAACGCAGCCCGACGAUUGGCAUUCCUCCAGGAUGCUUCAGACCGAUUCGAAAUCAUGUGCAGGGACCCACGGGAUCCCGACCUUAUCGAACUUGAAAAGGGCGCGUACCGUGUCGUUGGUAAUGAUUGGCAGAGCCGAUUAGACAAAGUCUUCCUCGACAACCUUGGAAAAUUCAGGAAGUAUGAUGGAAAAUCCGUACAAGACCUCAUGCGUGCUUUGCGGAAUAAGAAACACCAUUAUCAAGAUCUCCCGGAUAACGUAAAACGACACCUCGGUCCUUUGCCGGAUGGUUUCUUGUCGUACUUUACGCGCCGAUUCCCUCAACUCUUCAUGCACGUUCAUUCUGUCAUCUCACGGACUAAUCUUCGCUACGAGUCCAUGUUCAGAUCCUAUUUCGAGCUUUCCGACUGAACCACCCAUAUUCUUAUUUGUUACUCCGCUACUCUUUGCUCUUGUCGUUUAAUUACAUAUCUCCUGGAACAUCCAUCUCAAGCAUUGACAUCAUCUGUGCCCCCUCUUGCAUAAAUCCAACAACUAAAUCCCAAAUAUUGCAGCACGCUUCCUUAUUUUGCAUUCAUUAUUUGCUUUCGGUGGACUAGGUUUUCCUCUUUG
This is a messenger RNA of Fomitiporia mediterranea MF3/22, 3805 nucleotides long. RefSeq lists its product as uncharacterized. Gene Ontology annotation, cellular component: IRE1-TRAF2-ASK1 complex. Gene Ontology annotation, molecular function: protein serine/threonine kinase activity; ATP binding; RNA endonuclease activity. Bases 143 to 3604 code for a protein of 1153 amino acids. The record is from RefSeq and is a predicted model, not a curated record. Gene Ontology annotation, biological process: mRNA processing; intrinsic apoptotic signaling pathway in response to endoplasmic reticulum stress; protein phosphorylation. The transcript has 5 exons. Lineage: Eukaryota; Fungi; Basidiomycota; Agaricomycetes; Hymenochaetales; Hymenochaetaceae.